This is a messenger RNA of Poecilia latipinna (sailfin molly), 1713 nucleotides long. RefSeq names its product adenylate kinase 2 (gene ak2). The coding region runs from base 122 to 871 and encodes 249 amino acids. The record is from RefSeq and is a predicted model, not a curated record. Lineage: Eukaryota; Metazoa; Chordata; Actinopteri; Cyprinodontiformes; Poeciliidae. The transcript has 6 exons. Gene Ontology annotation, biological process: ADP biosynthetic process. Gene Ontology annotation, molecular function: ATP binding; AMP kinase activity.
UCUCGUAUUGAAAAGGAGGAUGUGGCUCAUUCUUUCUGGCCAACUUGGCUGAAGUGUCAGCACCGCCGCACCGACAGACUUCUGGAAAGUUUCUGCUUGGUGUCCCCCCUCCGGUGCUGUCAUGGCCCCCAGCGUGCAGUUAAAGGAGGCGAUAGCUGAUGUACAGGACGGCAUUCGAGCCAUCCUUCUCGGACCUCCCGGAGCCGGGAAAGGGACUCAGGCUCCCCGGUUAGCGGAGAAGUACUGCGUCUGCCACCUGGCCACAGGAGACAUGCUGAGGGCCAUGGUGGCUUCAGGCUCUGAACUCGGCAGGAGGCUGAAGGAGACCAUGGACUCCGGCAAGCUGGUCAGCGAUGAGAUGGUGGUGGAGCUCAUAGAGAAGAACCUGGACACGACCGCCUGCAGGAACGGCUUCCUGCUGGACGGCUUUCCCAGAACGGUCAAACAAGCAGAAAUGCUGGACGACUUGUUGGACAAAAGGGACGAGAAGCUGGACUCUGUGAUCGAGUUCUCCGUAGACGACUCCCUGCUGGUUCGCCGGAUCUGCGGCAGGCUGAUCCACCAGCCCAGCGGCCGCUCCUACCACGAGGAGUUCAACCCCCCCAAACAUCACAUGAAGGAUGACGUGACGGGCGAGCCGCUGAUCCGCCGCAGCGACGACAACGAGACGACGCUCCGCUCCCGCCUGGACGCCUACCACCGGCAGACGUCCCCCCUGGUGCAGUACUACAGCACCCGGGGCCUGCACACGGCAGUGGACGCCUCCCAGAGCCCCAGCGUGGUGUUCGCCUCCAUCGUGGCCGCCUUCUCCGCAGCCACGGCCGCCCCAGCCCGCGCCACCGCCUGUAAAGACCAAGUCUUCUUUGUUUAACCCUUCUCUUCCUUCCUCUUUUUUCCCUCCUCGUUGGAGAUUACAAGAGUGGCAAGAAAAUCUAAUGUUGGAAUGUAAACAAGGAAAGUAGGAGCUUAAUGAGCCAGUCGUGCUCUUGUUUCCAUGGUGAUAACAUGUUGAAAGUGUGACUGAAUUAUGACAUUUAGCUGAUCUGAACUCCAUAGAAAACAUUCCCUCAGUGUUGACCUUCGUUGCUGGACUCUCUUGCUCUUUAACUUUCCCUUUUUCUUUUUGGGCCUCGUUGUUUUUUGUGGAUCCUUCUUCUUCUUCUAUAACUUCACCUUCCCCGAAAUAAGAUUUAUGUAUUUUCCAGGUGUGGAUAAUCGUAGAAAAAGUUGUUCCCAUCUCGAUGCGUGAGGUCUGGAGAUCCUAUCUAAGAUCCUUUUCAAACUAAAAGAUGGAUGGUGAAGAAUGUUUAUGCUUUAGAUGAUAAAAUCAGCUGCUGCUGUUUCUGCCUCCAUAAAAACUCUGAUUUCAUUGGCUGAGGAGGAUAAGAAGCUAUAAUAGUUAUGAUGACCUGCAGGAAACAAAAAGUAUGAGAACCCUGAUAUGCAUGAUAAAUAUCUACAUAUGCAGCUUCCAUCAAACCACCUUUAUGCUGGUUUUCAUCUGAAAGACAUUCGUCUCCAUCAUGCAUCUUUUACAGAUCCCAUAAUUAAUGAAUCUUCUAGAAGUUUCAGGAAUCGGAAUCAGCUUUGAAAUUAAUCAGCUAAGACUGAAACAAUUAGUCGGAUUAAUUGUGAUGAAUCUAUUAUUGAAAUUAUUCUGAAGUGGUUUGGUAAUUUAUUGUUAGCUGAAGGAAAUGCACUCUAAAAAGGUUA